This is a messenger RNA of Penicillium diatomitis, 3882 nucleotides long. Its product is annotated as putative translation regulator (Cya5). NCBI's taxonomy places the organism in Eukaryota, Fungi, Ascomycota, Eurotiomycetes, Eurotiales, Aspergillaceae. Gene Ontology annotation, molecular function: protein binding. The record is from RefSeq and is a predicted model, not a curated record. The transcript has a single exon. Bases 1 to 3882 code for a protein of 1293 amino acids.
AUGCUCGAGCGGGCGGCCGGCUGCCUCGAGAGCGCAGGAAGGCGCUUUCUUCGAGACUCAAACAGCACCAUUCGCUCUCGGAAAAGCUUAUCGAGGAAUUUCUGGAAGCAAAAUGCUGUGAUAGGGGAUGUUGCGAGCUUCUUCUUCGCUCUAGCCCUUCCGCUCAGCCAUCAAUCAUCAACCUGCAGAUUCCGAUCUCAAGUCACGCGCGGACCUGAAAGAGAUGGCGGAACGCCUUUCCUCGACUUUCUCUACCCUCGUCGAUCCCAGGAGCUUGCGAUAGAACGACUCAAACGUCAUGGAAAGCGUUUUGGUCUCCGCCGACGGAAGCGAGCUUUAGUCAGCUUCUCAAGGUCCUAUGCGUCCAACGCCACCUCCCCGUCCCAUUACACCACACUCGAAGAGCCACGUACAACUGGACCGCAAACGACAAAUACUGGAUUGGAAGCAACGAGGUCUUCUGAAGGGUAUCUAUUAGACUUACUUGCGAAGCAGAAAGCUGAUUUCGAUCGAGCGUGGGUGCUUUACAUUGCUGCCGGACGACCGUCAAGCUUGCGUUCUGCAUUGUGUGCUUAUCUGAGUCGGUCAACGGACCAGACAGACAGGGAUCGUGCGUGGGAGGUGUUUCAAGAAAUUCCCGAGGCAGUCCUUGGGGAGAAUGACUUUUUACAUGCCGCUCAAUCCCAGCUCGGUUCUCAUGAUCCCUCAAAGCUGCUCGCGUUGUGCGAAAAAGGGCUCCAACGAGGCUGCGGGCUAAAAUGCUGCACGUUGACAUUCACGCGCUUUUGGAAAGCUCGAAACUGGAAGCGCACGCUGGAAGUCUGGCGCUUGGUGACUCAGUUUGCUGAACACGUCCCUGGGUCGCCCUACCGGAAGCUGAUCAGCGAACUCGAAAAAGGUCGUCUCUCCUGGGAUGCUGUGGCACUAGGAAAGUUUGUUGCCCGAAGUCGAAAUCCAGAUGGUCGCUUGCUGGCCGGCUUCAUCCUCGACCAUAUUUUUCGAUACUCCUACAUGCUACGAUCUGCGUCUACGGGAAUUCUUGUCGAACUGUUUCGAGUCUAUCACGACAUGGAUGCAUUGAAGCCCGAAUACUAUUUGAAGACUCUUGGAACGUUUCAGGCGAGCGAAGUCAGAUCCGUCUUCAUACGGACUAUUGUGUUCUAUCGGAUCAUGCGGCGGCAGAUGCCGGAUCUGAAACCCCCUCAAUCAUUCUACACUGCGCAGCUGAGGGCAUUUGCCCAAUUCGGGAUUACCUCAGGCAUCCGCUAUUUUCUCGAUGAGAUGAGGCACUUCUACGGCAUGCCGCACUUACAAAUAUACAAAGACGCUAUGCAGUCAUUUGCAUAUGCGGGCGACGCUGAGCAAGUCAACUUUCUGUUUAACAAAAUGGUGGAGGAUCAUGGGCCUCCGCGUAGUCGAAAAUUGCUGGCGCCUCUUCUAGACGUCUACGCACGACUUGGAAACGUGCAGGAGACCAAACGACAAUUCGGAAGGAUUUCUGAUGAAUUUCAUCUUGAGCCAAAUGACGUAUGUUGGAACAUUGUUCUCAAAGCAUAUGCAAAUGAGGAGAAUCUCGCUGGCGCGCUAUCGACCUAUUACCAGAUGAAGCAAGCGGGUGUGCUCCCCAGCGCGCACACUUUUGGCACUCUAAUGGCGCUUUUCGCGAGGCGAGGGGACAUUGAUAACACGCGUCGCUUGCUCAAGGAAGCAGAGCGCCAUGGCGUUGAGAUCACAAUGCCCAUGCUGGAAAUGGUUGUGCAAGCGUAUUGUGCCAAUGGGCUGCUACCCCAAGCCGAACAAUUUGCCGUUGCCUGCCAGGAUUUCAAUGUAAAGGGCUCCCCUAUCGGACUGUGGAAUACACUCCUGUUUCAGCAUGCACUUCGAGUCGAUUUCGUGGCCAUGAAUCGAGUGUGGCAGCUCUUCAAAUCAGCUGGAAUCAAACCUGAUGCCGUCUCAUACGCCAGCCACAUGCUCAUCCUAGCGCUCGUCGGUAAGACCGACCGGGCACGAAAGACCUUGCGAGAUCUGCACAAGAAGCGAGUAUUCCAAGCGACUGAUCUGCAUUAUGCAAUCAUUCUCUUCGGCUAUCUCAAAAGUCGCAACCGGACCAUGGUGCAGGUCAUUUUCAAGGAGAUUGAGGAGCGAUUUGGUCAGGACGAAACGAAGUCGACUUUGCUAGAGCUCAGAGACCAAAUAGAGCUUGAUAUGAGCUGUCGGGAUCCUUCCACCAAGUCCAGUGCAGAAUUGCGAUUGAAGAACGCCGAGCAUACUCUUUUGACCUCGCUUACAUCGAUUGAUCGCCUCACGAAAGGCAUCAAGCUUCCGCCAUCAAAAUCGCAUGUCAAAGCCGCCUUCUUGGAUUCCUUUUAUACUUACCGAAUCAAGAAUCUUGGUCUCAGCGGUGCCAUCGAUGAAGCUCGGCAGCUUUUCGACGAGUACUUGAACAAGAAAAGGAUAUUUGCGGUCAGCGAAUCCGGAUCUGAAUCAGCUCCACUCCGCUUGAUCUCUGCCAUGAUGUUAGCGUAUCUGCAAGCAGAGCAAUACGUGGAGGUAGAGAAGUGCUGGCAACUUGCCUUCUCUAACACAGUCAAAGUGGCAAGUCGUGUUGACAUUGAGGAGCUUACGCGCACUGACUCGCUCGGCGUGUUGUCAAUCCGCGCUGCCACACACGAGUCUCAAAGCGCAACAGGUCAAUCGUCAACACCGCCAACACCGUCAACUUCAAACAUAUCGAGUGAUGCUCAGCCGUCACAGGCUGCUUCGUCUGACAACCAGAAACAUACGCGGGAGAGUGCUGGUAUCAUACCGUCGCAACGGUAUACGUUGUCGCGUCCUUUAUCCAUAUAUAUGCGUGCGUUAGCUUACCAGAGCAAGGCAGAGCACGUUGUCUAUGUCGUUGCGGAGCUUGAACGUCUUGGUUUUCAGCUGAGCACAUUCAACUGGUCAACAUAUGUGCAAAUGCUGGCAGCUUCUGAUAGGUUUGACGACAUACUGGAAGCUUUCCGAGCGUUCGAGCGUCAUUUCAUGCCCAAUUUUCCCGACUGGAAGCGGCUUCAGGCUGGGCAAGGCAUCAAGCCGCUAGGUGUGCCAUUUACCAUUCAGCAGCUCGAAGACAGUCGCCAUUUCCCCCCUCCAUCGUCGAGCCUGGGGAAAGCGUCAAGAACCUAUUGGAGCAAUAUUGACCCAGGUUUCAUGCAGCCGACUUAUGUCUCCAUGGUAUACCUAGCCGCCGCCGUGGACCGCAUUCGAAGCCAAAGCAUAUUGAAAGGUGGCGAGGAACUCGAACGGCUGCAUGCAGUUGCUCCAAAGACAAUUACCGAGAUCGGGCGGAUGCCGUAUCUUCGCGACAAGUUCCAGGGUGUUCUUAUUCGUCAUCGAUCUCAUCAGGCCGAUAAAGACAGGCAGAAGCACUUCCGCCGGCAGACUGUGGCGGCAAGUGGUAUAUUGGGCAUUCGCCCGAGAAAGGGGAAGAAGAAGACUACCCAAGGAUCGAAGCCAUCUCUUGCUGCGAAUGCCCAGGUCCAUCCCGUUGGAACACCCCUUGCUGACUUGGAGGCCGCGAGAUCUCGUGAAGCCAUCUUAGGUCCUUCUCCCGUUGGGCCUGAAGAUGAUGUCUUCACCACGGAAGAUCGAGUCGAUCUUGACUCGGCUAUUCGGGGACGCCACGCCCGACAAGUCCAUCUUCACAGGUUGAGAGCUGCAACAAAACGGUCAGAGCGCAAGAUUAUUGAAGAUCACCUCUCUAGCGUUGAGAGUUCUCCUGAAACAAGCGCGGAAGUUGGUCAAGACACCCAUGGAGACGAAAUCUCGACUGACUUUGCCAACGACUCCACUGGAUAUACACAAACAAUCUCAUCUCCGCAGUACGAGAAGAAGCCAUGA